UCUUUGGCUCAGUUUCUGUCGACGUGGGAAAAGCGGCGCAAGAGCAAACAACACUCAAUCUAUGGGUGUAUGCGCUUGACAUGAUACGAGUGGCAUGCGAGAGGACGCGGAUCUCUGAAGACAAAUUCCAGCAUGUGGCUCAAACCCGAAGAGGUGCUUCUCAAAAACGCGCUGAAAUUAUGGGUGACGGAGAAAUCCAACGAUUACUUCGUGCUGCAGCGCAGACGCGGAUACGGAGAGGACAGCGGGGGAUUGACAGGCUUGCUGGUCGGAACCUUGGACACAGUUCUUGACUCCACAGCCAAAGUGGCCCCGUUUCGCAUUUUACACCAGACACCCGACUCUCAAGUGUACUGGACUAUCGCCUGUGGAGCAUCUUUAGAGGAGAUCUCGCAGCACUGGGACUGGCUGCAGCAGAACAUUGUCAGAACUCUCUCUGUGUUCGACUCUGGCGAAGACAUCACCAGUUUUGUUCAGGGAAAGAUAAGGGGUCUGAUAGCAGAGGAAGGCACAUCUGCAGGUGAUGAGGAGGAUCCUGAGCGCUUCCGGGAGGCAGUGCUUCGCUUUGAACGCCUGUUUGGUUUGCCGCAGAGAGAAAAGCUUGUGACAUAUUUCUCAUGCAGCUACUGGAGAGGACGGGUGCCGAACCAGGGCUGGAUCUACCUCAGCACCAACUUCCUGUGUUUCUACUCCUAUAUGCUUGGAAAUGAAGUGAAACUGGUGUAUCCGUGGGAUGAAGUGAGCCGUCUGGAACGCACGUCGAGUGUUUUAUUGGCAGAGAGUAUCCGUGUGCGAGUGCGUGGAGAGGAUCAUUUCUUCUCGAUGCUUCUGAGGCUUCAGCAGACAUACCUGAUCAUGCAGCAGCUGGCCGACUACGCCAUUGUGCGCUUCUUCGAUAAAGAAACAUUUCAUGCUGAACAUCCACUAGCCAACCCCCUUCACAUCACGCAGAGGGCUUUGGAAAUACAUGCACGGAAUCAGUCUUUCCGAUCGUUUUUCCGGUUGCCGCAGGAGGAGAACCUUUGUGAAGUGUAUGAGAGUUUCCUCUGGGUGCCGUUUAGUCACGUCAACACUCUUGGAAAAAUCUGUGUCUCGGAAAACUAUCUGUGCUUUGCAAGCCAAGAUGGGUCUCAGUGCCAUCUCAUAAUACCUCUAUGGGAGGUGUUCAGUGUGGAGCUGCCAGACCGCAGCAGUCGAGCUCUGACUGUGUGCCUUCGAGGCAAGAGAGCUUUGCGUUUCUCUGAGGUUCGGGAUUUUGAGCGACUUGCUGCCACCAUCCGCAGAAAGUGUGGGACAUUGGGGAGCCCUCAGCACUGCAUCACUAAUCCGGAUGAGGAAGGUGUGAUGGUGGGACAAAGUCAAGCUGUCAGCACUGAAGCUCUAAUGAACGUCUUUCAUCCACAUGAUGCAGAAAACCUUGACCCCAAAAUGCUGAAAGAGCGGAUGAAGGAGCAGUCGUGGCAGAUCCACUUUGCUGAAUAUGGGCGUGGAACUGGAAUGUUUUGCACCAAAAAAACACGUGACCUCAUUGUGCGAGGAGUUCCAGAGACUCUCAGAGGAGAACUGUGGAUGCUCUUCUCAGGUGCAGUACAUGACAUGAUCUCUCACCCUGGGUAUUACGGGCGGCUGCUGGAAGAUUGUAUGGGCAGCAGCUCACUCGCAUGUGAUGAGAUUGAGAGAGAUCUGCAUCGCUCUCUCCCAGAACACCCAGCAUUCCAGAGCGACACGGGAAUAUCAGCUCUGCGCCGGGUCCUCACUGCCUAUGCUCACCGCAACCCCAAAAUCGGCUACUGCCAGGCGAUGAAUAUACUGACGUCAGUGUUGCUGCUGUAUGCUAAAGAAGAGGAAGCCUUCUGGCUGCUGGUGGCCGUGUGUGAAAGGAUGCUUCCGGAUUACUUCAAUCGCAGAAUUAUCGGUGCUCUGGUGGACCAGGCUGUGUUCGAGGAGCUGAUCCGUGAACAUCUCACCCAGCUGACUGAACACAUGACAGACCUGUCCUUCUUCUCGUCAGUGUCUUUAUCGUGGUUUCUGACGCUCUUCAUCAGUGUACUGCCAAUAGAGAGCGCUGUGAACGUGGUCGACUGUUUCUUCUACGAUGGAAUCAAAGCCAUCCUGCAGCUGGGCCUCGCUGUCCUCGACUACAACAUGGACAAUCUGCUCUGCUGCAAUGAUGACGCAGAAGCCGUCACUGUCCUUAACAGGUUUUUUGACAGUGUCACAAAUAAAGACAGUCCCUUGCCAGCAACUGUUCAGCAGGCAUCUGCAACAGCCAAUGACAAAUCAAUACAAAAGGUUGACAUCAGCGACCUCAUCAAAGAAGCAUAUGAGAAAUAUGGAGACAUUCGAACAGAGGAAGUGGAAAACAUGCGAAAGAGGAACAAGCUUUAUGUCAUUCAAACACUUGAAGAUACAACAAAACAAAAUGUAUUGCGUGUGGUUGCUCAGGAUGUAAAGUUCAGUGCUUCUCAGCUGGACGAGCUUUACUUGCUUUUUAAGAGGCAGCAUUUUGUGUGCUGUUACUGGUCAGUGUGUAGUCCUGCCCUGCAGAACCAUGACCCCAGCCUGCCAUAUCUGGACCAGUAUCAGCUGGACCAGUCCCAGUUUAGCAGCCUGUUUAACCUCUUGCAGCCGUGGACCACACACACACACUCGCGCUCUCUGGCACGGUCAGCCUUCCAUCUUCUGGAUGAGAAUGGAGAUGGACUUGUGAACUUUAAGGAAUUCAUUUGCGGCCUGGACAUAUUAUACAACAGAUCAUUCACAGAAAAACUGAAACUUCUCUUCAAACUGCACCUUCAACCAGGGAACCAGGAGUGUAAGAUUUUACCGUCGUCUAGAUUUUUUCCUCCGGGUGAAGAUCACUCUUUCUCCACUCGUCUUUCUGACUCUGCAGAGGACGGAGUGAUCAGAAAAUGUCCAGAGAGAGGCCGUGCCAAAGUAGAUCUGCAGGAGUAUCUGAAACAGUGGCAGGAGGACUUACAGCGGAGAGAGGAGAAUAUUAAAGAUCUGCCCAGAAUUAAUCAGGUGCAGUUCAUUAGUUUGACCAAGACUCUGUACAGCGUUUUCCACGGCGAUGAGGAGGAGGAGAGCCUGUACCGCGCUGUGGCACGAGUGACCAGUCUUCUGUUGCGCAUGGAGGAAGUGGGACGGAAACUACAAGACAGCAGCCCGCAGAAAACACCCCAAACUACACCCACCAGCACAUCUCAGCCAGAAUCCUCCCCAACAAAACCCACCAGCCCUGAAUCCGAGACCCCCGCUGAGAGUCGAAGCACCCACGACCAACCCGAGUCUCCUGUCAGUCAACACGAAACUGCUCCAUCUCACUCUGACAUCACCCCGAACUCAACCUCGCACCCUUCCACACCCACCAGCAGUCCCACUGAAACCAGCAGCCCAGUGCUGGACACGCCAACAGACACCCCCAGCUCGCCCUGCACGGUCAGAGACGGAGACUGGAGUUUCUCCUUCGAGCAGAUUUUGGCUUCUCUCCUGAAUGAACCAUCUGUCGUUCGCUUCUUUGAACGGGUCGUUAACACGGACACUUUGAUCACUCGCGCACGCAAAAACCAGCUCAAAGACGCACACUAAUGCACACUUUCAGAGCAAUCACAGCAAAACACUGCCCUAAAAGCCAUAAACACUCUCUUUCUUUGUUUGUGCAACUACUAAAGGUCAGUGUGUGUGAAACACUUGUGUCGCUACCAAUCAUUCUAUUUCUUUACAGACGCUGGCACUGAAAAGGUAAGAAGUGAGGUCAAAAAUGAGCGAGAGUAUUUUUAUGUAACAUAAAUGAUUCGUGUUAGAUGUUAUUUGUGUAAUAUAGAUGAUUGGUGUGAGAUAUUGUGCUUCUAUUGUUAUGAGGGAAUUACACACACACACACACACACACACACACACACACACACACACACACUGAACAUAGUGUAUUAUUAUGAAUGCUAACACGUGUGAUUUGGGAGGAAGGCCUACUUUAGCUAUUCAGUAAUCGCUCAUUCCCCGCCUGCCCUAAUACACACAAGCACAUGUAGGACCACAAAAGAAAGGAUGAAUCCAAGGGAAAUCAAAAAGCUAUGCUGUUGAUCUGCUAAAAACUCUAGCGUUUUAGAAUUCAUCACGACUAAUUACACAUCCGUCGCCUUACAUUAUUUAUGCUGCUCCAGUGAUCUUGGAAAUGAAACUUGCUGUCGUUUCUGUAGAAGCUUGAUUAGAAACGCCCAGACUGGCAUUAUGCUAAUCAGGAGGCGGAGUUUAGUCCAAAUCAUUUCACAUUCCACCGUAUUGAAGGUCUGUGUUAGGAUUCCAGAUGAUAUCUGUUCAAUUCUGAUUUACUGAAUGUGUUUGUGUCUACAAACCGGAAUCUGUGCUUUAUGCCUUAUUAGUUUUUGAUUCAGGUCUUCAGUACGAAUAUCACAAGUGCUUCCAUUUAACAUUUUUCCUCUUAUUGAUAACACUAAGCAUUUAUUUCAGUUACUUUGGAAAUGAGUUUAUCAAUUUGUUUGAGUUUUGUCGCAGAACAAGAUGUUUUCUGGCAUAAUUUUACAAAGAAAUAUCAUACGGAACAUGCUGAAAUGCUUUAGCAAGAAAAUAAUGUUAACUAUUGUGCUGUAAAUUAUAUGCAAAGUCAGUUCAUGUAAUCAGUAGGAAACAUUAAGUGACGAAUCACCAAUCGUAAGAGACAUUGUAUAAUGUUUUAAACCGAUGGUCUCAAACUCAAUUCCUCGAGGGCCGCAGCUCUGCAUAUAUUAGCUCCCAUCACCUCCAACUCACACCUGCUUAAUAGUCUCUAUUAGUCUUGAACACCUUGAUUAGUUAAAUCAGCUGUGUUUGAUUAGGGUUGGAGCAAAACUGUGCAGAGCUGCGGCCCUCCAGGAAUCAAGACCUAUGCUUUAAACAGACCAAUGAAUAUGCAGAAUCGUUCUUCUGUUUGACUCUUGUUAAGUGUUGAGAGCUCGAUGAAUGCAGGAAUGUAUGUUUUUGUUUUGUGGUUAUUCUGUGUGCCGCUGCGUCAGCUCUACACCAGCGAAACUGUUUUUGUUAUUUGCGUAAUGCAGUAAUUGUGUUCCUUUAAAGCUAAAGGCACCUCAGAGUAGUGAGUAUUUUUCCGUUAAUUUGACUGAGCAGAAAGAUUCUGUUAUGGUUUUGCAUUCUUGCACAAGAAAUAGAGAGAGGGGGAGAGAAAACAAAAACACUUUGCUGAAGGAAUUGCAUUGAAAAUUUAAUUAUUAUUAUUAUUAUUAUGUGUUCCAUCUUCUCGGAGUCGCUCUCUUGCUGUAUUUGUUGUAUUACAUGUGCUGGAGGGUAAUAAUGUGGUCAUUUUUUUACUUAAUUUUUUUAUUUCUGUUUUUGUCUAAAGGAUUUAUCUUUGUUAUAAUCUGUUUGUGCCUCAUAAAUUGUCACAUUUAUGGAAGUUUAAUGAUAAAAUAAAAUGUAUACGGAAAGAUACAAACAAUCA
Messenger RNA from Danio rerio (zebrafish), 5455 nucleotides. The record is from RefSeq and is a predicted model, not a curated record. NCBI's taxonomy places the organism in Eukaryota, Metazoa, Chordata, Actinopteri, Cypriniformes, Danionidae.